This is a messenger RNA of Fusarium tjaetaba, 699 nucleotides long. Its product is annotated as UPS1 mitochondrial intermembrane space. Gene Ontology annotation, biological process: phospholipid transport. Bases 1 to 699 code for a protein of 232 amino acids. Gene Ontology annotation, molecular function: phosphatidic acid transfer activity. The record is from RefSeq and is a predicted model, not a curated record. NCBI's taxonomy places the organism in Eukaryota, Fungi, Ascomycota, Sordariomycetes, Hypocreales, Nectriaceae. Gene Ontology annotation, cellular component: mitochondrial intermembrane space. The transcript has a single exon.
AUGGUUCUCACUCACACGACGAACCAUAACUAUAACCAUCCAUUCCCGACUGUCACUCUUGCCUACUUCCUUCGAUACUCCUCGCCUCAGCUGAAUCCCUUCGCCGCCCAUGUUCUCAGUACUGACACCAUUGAGAGCUAUGUCGACCCAAAGACCCGUCGACUUCACACAACUCGCAUCCAUUUGAAGAAAAGUCGAAUGCCUGGUGCUGUCUACAAGCUACUUCCUGCCAGUGUCACCGGUGGCGGCUCCGGAGACAAGGCUUCAUACAUCCUCGAGACGAGUGUUGUCGAUAUCAAGGAGGGUUGGAUGAAGACUGAGAGUCGAAACCUCAAUUUCACAGGCGUGCUUUCUGUCAUUGAGAAGCAGGAGUUCAACGUCCCUGCUGAGGGCUCUAACCAGAAUCCUAACGAGACUGCUGUGACGACUAUGGUUCAGUUUAGGUCAAGACUCGGUGAUAAAAUUAGGGGCAAGCUGGGACAAGCUCAAGAGGACGGCUGGUUUAAGAAUGGUAUCAUUGGUGGCUGGGGCACGAAGGGUAUUCAGCGCAGCAUCGAGAGCAUCGCCUCUACCAAGACGCAGGAUCAAAUGGGAAAAAGCCGAGAUGGCAUGAAACUCGUCCUUGAACGAUUGCGCAACAAUGGCGUAAUGGGAGUUCUCGAGACGAUACGGCGAGAACGUCAGCGACAGCUCGCUUAA